CUUCCUGUGCGCCCCAGCUGUCACCUGGGUGUGUUCGCCCCCCACCAGUGUCCUCAGAGUGUCCCUGGAGUGUCCCUGGAGUGUCCCCAGCGGCCAUGGAGCCCCAAGAGGUGCUGGAGGCGCUGGUGGCCGUGGUGGCCACCCUGGCCGAGGUGGUGGCCGCCGUGACCGGGCCACAGAGGGACAUGCAGCAGCGCGUGUCCCCAGAGUUCCUGCACACAGCCCUGAGGCACUUCACCUGGAGCCUCCGUGAGACCCUGGACCACAGUGAUGUCACCUCCCUGGGCCUCCCUGGUGUCCCCUCCCUGGGCCAGGCCCUGACCGCCUUUGGGGCCACCCCGGGGGCCAUCUGGGCUGAUGUGAGAGCUGUGGGCAGAGCCUGGUGGAAGUUGCAGGACGCACUUGCGAAUAGGUGGGGCCACCUGUACUGGGAGGCCAUCCACCUCUGUGAUGCCUGCGAGGAUGCGGCCAACGCCCAGGCCGGGGACCAGCAGGACAAGGCGACCCGCAGGGGGACAGCUGGGGACAACCUGGCAGCCACAGCCCAGCAGCUCAUGGUGGCCCUGGACAGGGAUGAGGAGGCCUCAGUGGGGGCCACACGUGAUGCCCAGGUAGCAAUGGCCACCAAUGAGGCCGUGGGAGAGGCUGUGGUGGCCUCCAGGCGGGCGAGAGCGGCCAUCAGGAGGAGACAUUGGGCAGAGGUGGCCCUGGAGCCGCUGCAGCGCUUGGCGGACGCAUGCGACUCAGCUGGUGAGUUUAUCAGUUACAUAGAUUUGCAGUUCAUGGAGAUCGCGUGUGCCCCAAAGGGGACAAAUGAGGCACCCCCCAAUGUCCCUGUGGCUUUGGUGGCCAAGGCUGAGCAGCUGUGGGAUGCCAGCGCCCGCCUGUUCACGCGUCACCUGCUGGGGACACUUGGGGACAUCCACGACCUCCUCUUGAGUCCCUAUGAUGGCCGUGGUGGCCCCAAUGGCCCCGGCAGCCGUGCAGUGGCCGAGCGGUGCCAAAAAGCCAUCGAGGACAUCCCAAAUCUGCUGCAGGGACAGUGACGUCACAGCUGUGACCUCAUCGGGGCGGUGACAUCAUUGGGGACAUCGCUGCUGUCACCUGUCCCCUCUCCCCUCCCGACAUGGGAUUUGAGACAAAUCUGGGGAAUUUUCUAGGAAUUUUCAUUGAUACUGUCCCAAAUCCUGGUGGGAUUUCCUGGGGUGAUGUCACCAGGGACACUCAGGGACACUCAGGGACAGGGGACAGGGGUGAAUG
Zonotrichia leucophrys gambelii is the source of this 1260-nucleotide messenger RNA. RefSeq lists its product as uncharacterized. The coding region runs from base 96 to 1046 and encodes 316 amino acids. The transcript has 2 exons. The record is from RefSeq and is a predicted model, not a curated record. Lineage: Eukaryota; Metazoa; Chordata; Aves; Passeriformes; Passerellidae.